Messenger RNA from Poecilia reticulata (guppy), 3701 nucleotides. It is a transcript of the gene lypla2, whose product is annotated as lysophospholipase 2. Gene Ontology annotation, molecular function: carboxylic ester hydrolase activity; palmitoyl-(protein) hydrolase activity. Gene Ontology annotation, biological process: protein depalmitoylation. Gene Ontology annotation, cellular component: cytoplasm. NCBI's taxonomy places the organism in Eukaryota, Metazoa, Chordata, Actinopteri, Cyprinodontiformes, Poeciliidae. The record is from RefSeq and is a predicted model, not a curated record.
AAUGUUAAAUUAUAACGAAUGUUUAACACUAGAACUUUCAAAUAUCCAAAAUAAAUAAAAUGAAUUAUGAAGUCUCUGUAAACAAAGUUGUCCUUAAAAAAGGUUAGUUGAGGCCAAACACCAGACUGGAGACUUUAUCAUCCAGUUAAAAAUAUAUAAAUCUUGAAAGUGGAGUUUAUUGAGCUCGUUCUAACCGAUUUAUUGCUUUAUUGCGACAGACUUGUUGAAUAGUUUUUUUAGUGUGCUGAUGUAGUUUAGUAUUUUUGCUGCAGCUGAAAAUAUUCAAAUAGAUGGAUGUUGUUCUCGUCAGCUAAAGUUGCUUGAGGCGUUUUCUCUACUCACCUAGAAUUAAGUCUUGAGAAUUAAAGACAUUUUAUCCCCAGAUUAAGUGAUUUGAAGCUAACUGAGAAUCUAAGCCAUUUGAUUUUUAUGUCCCAACACUUCCUCUUUCUUUCUCCAUGUAUUGCUCAUCUAUUACUCAUUUAUCCAGUCACGUGUUUCCAGUUCUGCUUCAGAGCAGCCAUGGAAUUUCAACAGCAAAAGGUUGAACGUUAAGCUUGGCGUUUGCGACAUUCCUUCGUCUCCUCGUCUGUUUACUGAUGAGGCAGCGCGCCGUCUGACCUUUCUGUUUUCCUUCCUUCCUGUCCUCAUGUCGUCCUAGAGCUUUUACUGUAAAACUUCCUGAUUGCUCAGACUUCCAAGCACUUCAUAGCUACUGAAACUUCCUUGUUUUGUCACGUUUCAAAUGCAAAAAUAAACAUUAAUCAAAUUAUAAUGUAUUAAGUAAAAAGUUUUUUAUAUUCAGUCCCUUUUACAUGAUUCCUUUUAAAUAAAUUCAAUCUAAAUAAGAAAUGCAGUCCUGUAAUUUGAACUUUUGUAUUAAUGAAGAUCUAAGAGGUUAGCUGUUUGAUACAUGGUGGUGGUAUCAUCAUGCUGUGGGGAUAGAUUGGAGCCUAUCAUGGGGUAAGUGCAAAUGUAUCCCCAGUUAGCUGGACAAAGUUCGUACAUUUCUGUCAUGAUACAAGCCUUAAAUUACAUUUAGUCAUUAAAAUUACAUUUAGUCUUUAAAAGUCUUAUGUCCAAUCCCCUCCAGAGACAUAAACGGCACAAGAUAGAAAGAAACAUUGAUUAUUAAUAUUGGCCCACCAGUUUCACUUAUUAGAAAACGUCAAAUAGCGAUCGAKGCUAAUGCCGAUAUAUCAUGACGAUUCCUGAUGUUUCACGUAAAUCCUGUGUUUGACCCGCAGGCUGCUGAUCUUUGUGUCAUCUCCUGCUUACAGCACCCCCUACAGUGUAUGUGUGGCAACAACAUGUCUGUGCCGCUGCUAGCCGAGGCUGUGACGGUGUCCGGGACACAGAAGGAGACUGCGGCGGUGAUCUUCCUUCAUGGAUUAGGAGACACAGGGCACGGCUGGGCCGACUCUCUGACGGGGAUCCGGCUGCCUCACGUCAAGUUUAUCUGCCCUCACGCGCCUAAAAUCCCCGUCACUCUCAACAUGAGGUCCCUGAUGCCCGCGUGGUUCGACCUCAUGGGUCUGAGCCCCGACGCUCCAGAGGACGAAGUCGGAAUCAAAAAGGCUGCAGAAAACAUUAAGGCCAUAAUUGAACAUGAGGCCAGAAACGGGAUUCCUCCUCACCGUAUAAUCAUCGGUGGAUUCUCUCAGGGUGGCGCUUUGUCCUUAUACACCGCUCUGACCUGCCAGCACCAGCUGGCCGGCGUGGUGGCCCUCAGCUGCUGGCUCCCUCUUCACAAGAGUUUCCCUUCGGCGUCGAGCGGCAACAAGAACAUCCCGAUCCUGCAGUGCCACGGAGAGAUGGACAUGAUGGUGCCUGCGCAGUUCGGCGCCAUGACAGCAGAGAAGCUCAAAUACAUAGUUAACCCUCAGAUGGUCACCUUUAAAACCUACCCAGGCGUCCAGCACUCCUCCUGUCCUGAGGAAAUGUUGGCUGUAAGGGAAUUUAUUGAGAAGUAUUUGCCUCGGAUUUGACCUCACCUCAUUCCGACUGUGACGCCCUCCGAGACACUGACCUCUGACCCCUGAUCUGCUCUCCUGCAGGAAACAGCCAUGAGAACCCCCCACCUCCUCACACACACACACACACACACACACACACAUUUAACAGGUAAUUUAAUCCUCAGAGCUGAACAGCGCUCUUCAUACAGUCCAACUUGUCGAGUCUCGGCGUUCGGAGGGAGAAACUCUCGCUGCACAUUCCCCCUUUUUUAAUUUAAAUCCUCCAUCUGUUGCCUCUCUUCUUUUCCUUUUUUUUUUUUUUUACCUCAUCUUGUUUCCUUUUAUCAGCUUGUAUCACUCAUCGCCUCACUGCCACACUUCCAUUUGAGUUACUGGAAAACCAGCGAUGAGUCUGAGUCGCAUCAUCCGACCUGCUGGGGGCGCUGUCAGACUGGUCGGAUGUUUACAAACAGCUUUUGCUUCUCCACCUUUAGAGCAUUAGCUGCAGGUUUUAUAGGAAGUGAAAGGACAUAGAAUAUGUUUGAACUCUUUUCAGACAUUCUGACAGCCUUUAUAAACGACUAAAGCUGUUUGCAUUAAAAAAAACAACAGCACAUUUUUAUUUAAAGGAUGUAAAAUCAGAUCAAAAUCUGAUGAAAACCAUUUCAGGUAUGAAAUAUGCAGCAAUGUUGGUCACAUUCCCACAUCAAAAUCUGCAGUAUUCGUUCGUAGCUCCUAAAUUUGUUCAUUUUAAACACCUGCAACCUGCGUACUGAUGACCCUGACUGUCUGCUAUCUGUUUGAGCAGAAACAGCAGCUUGGAAAGAAAAACUUAAACUCCUUUUUAAUUUAUUAUGAUUUUAAUAGCAAGAAACGCUGCAGGUUUCCUAAAAGGAUUCCUAGUGAGAUCCCUCUGGGGAUCAGAAAUCAGUGAAUGUGAGAUCUUGGCUUCCUUUUGAGAAAUAACAAAAAAUAGUAAUGAAGAAAGGAAAAUUAAUUAAAAAUAUUGGAAAAUAACAGAUAAAACAACAUAUUAAUUCUUGUUUUUGGCACCAAACAGAACUGUCUGUUUGACCUGCCCAACAGAUUAUUUUAAUUUUUUCACUCUGCUCAUAAAUAACUGCAUGAAAAUGUGAUUAACUGACUAAUAAAGACUACAUACCAGAGGUUUGAUCAGCGGUCACGGUCUGUCCUGUGUAAUAGCAGUCAGCCAACCCAAAUGGGCGUUGCGAUCAAAACAAAACCAAAUCUGAGCGAUCUUCUGACCUUUAAUAUCAUUUAUGAAAAUACUUCUCUACAAAACAAAAGCAUAAAUCAUAGUUUAGUAGAUUAUUUUUAAGUGGUUUGUUUACAGGCUUGAAAGGAUCAAAAUGUUAAUGUAUUGGUGUGGAUUAAUCUGUUUGCGUAUGAUUUGACCUCUGACCUGUUAGCUUAGCGGCUAACCUGGCGUGAAUACUCUCGUCCUGCGCUGUUCCCGUUAAUGAUGUCUGAAAAGGCCUUUUAUAACGAAGCUCCUGUGUGUCCGACUCGGUUACUGGGAGAGCUGGUUUUCCACCACUGCAUCCAUUCCACAUUCUGCAGCCUGUCUGGGUCUUUUAACACGCACACACACACACACACACACGCACACACACACACACACACAGAGUCCCAGGAACUGAUGCUUUUCCUAUUUUUAAAUGUGAGAAAAUGAAGUGACUUGUGUAAAACGUAAUCCAAGUGAAAUAAAGCAAAUGGAUGACUGUU